Messenger RNA from Geodia barretti, 201 nucleotides. The record is from the annotation of a GenBank genome assembly. Lineage: Eukaryota; Metazoa; Porifera; Demospongiae; Tetractinellida; Geodiidae.
UCAAUUCCAGUCAGAGACACAGCUGUGUCAAAGCCAAAUGUCAGCAGAACAUGUGCAAAGAUAUCAGAGUUCCCUCAUUCCUCCUCACUGUCACUAGCUGAGAUGCCCAGUCAGAGGUACUUGUGUCAAUACCAGGAGAGCAACCAUCAACCAGAUAGCUUUGUGACUCACACACCAUCACACCACCACUGUCUACUAGUG